AUGCCACCACCACCGCCACCGCCUGCUGCUCCACAUGCGGCAAGGCCGGAGGGAGGUUUUCCACCACCACCACCGAUGCCUGCACCUCCGAGGAUUCCACAGGAAGUUGUGGUGGACUACUAUCCAUUCGUCAAGGAACUCCGAGCCUUGGGCACUCCGGAGUUUGAGGGUUCUCUUAGCCCCAAGGCAGCAGAAGACUGGAUCAUCAAGAUCACCCACCACUUCAACUACAUCAGGUGCCCGCUGGAGUACUGCACUGAGUUAGUGAGUCGUCAUCUGGCUGGCGCGGCUCGCCAUUGGUGGGAGGAAGUUGUACGUGAGGCUCCCGCAGGACACCAAUUAUCGUGGGAAGAGUUCCGGACGGAGUUCGAGCAGAAGUACUACCGGAGGCAAGAUCAGGGUCACCGUAUUACGGAAUUCCUUCGCCUUGAACAGGGUAAUAUGACUGUUCGAGAGUACGAAGCGGAAUUCAACCGACUGUUGAAGUAUGGAGGCCACCUAGUGCACACCGAGGAGUACAAGAUCCAGAAAUUCAUUGCUGGGUUACGUGCUUCUCUCAGGAGGAUAAUCGAGUGCCAUGAGUACCAUAUGUUGAGUCGGUACAUCAACCAACUCGAGAAAGUGGAACGAAUCGAGAAGGAGAAGAUGGAUGCCAAGAUACAAGACUGUGGUCCAUACAGGAGAGAGCCAGUCAACCGUCCCCCAGUGAGGAUUGGGCAGACGAGUCAACCCCGCGACAAGGGGAAGGCUCUAGCGUUUCGCACCACGAGCCCGACCCAACCAGUACAGUAUAGGAGGCCCUGUGCUAAGUGUGAGUAUCUGGAGGAGGCUGAUGUUGCCGCUAUCACAGGUAUCAUUUGCAUACACGAUGUUGCAUGCGUCACUUUGUUUGACACAGGAGCUACACAUAGCUUCUUGAGUGAGAAAAAGGCAGGAGAGUUGUCAAUCACGGAGAUCGAUACGACUACACCUUUUAUGGUGUGUACACCUGUGAGACAGACUCUUCCAGUACAGAGGAUUUUGCAUUGCAUGCCCUUGACUAUCUGUGGGAUGAUGUUGAAUGCAGAUCUUAUCGUCGUACCUAUCCGGGAUUACGACUUAAUACUGGGAAUGGAUUGGUUGUCGAAGCAUCAAGCCCAGAUUGACUGUCGUCAGCGAACUAUUUGGUUCACUGAGGAGAGUGGAGGAUUCGAGUUCGUUGGGAACAGAUCACGGAAGGUGUAUCCCAUUAUAUUAGCUCUGAAGGCUAACAAGAUGAUCGAGAAAGGAAAUGAAGCCUUCAUGGUUGUAAUCACAACAACGAAGAAGCAGAGGCAAGGCUGGAAGAUACUGCUGUGGUUCGGAAAUUUCCCGAUGUGUUUCCUGAUGAACUACCCGGACUACCACCAGAACGGGAGGUAG
Messenger RNA from Tarenaya hassleriana, 1401 nucleotides. RefSeq lists its product as uncharacterized. The record is from RefSeq and is a predicted model, not a curated record. Lineage: Eukaryota; Viridiplantae; Streptophyta; Magnoliopsida; Brassicales; Cleomaceae. The coding region runs from base 1 to 1401 and encodes 466 amino acids. The transcript has 2 exons.